Molecule: messenger RNA, 1929 nt
Organism: Sus scrofa (pig)
Lineage: Eukaryota; Metazoa; Chordata; Mammalia; Artiodactyla; Suidae
Gene: ZNF784
Product: zinc finger protein 784
Biological process (GO): regulation of transcription by RNA polymerase II
Cellular component (GO): nucleus
Molecular function (GO): DNA-binding transcription factor activity, RNA polymerase II-specific; RNA polymerase II transcription regulatory region sequence-specific DNA binding
Source: RefSeq, a predicted model, not a curated record
UGACCUCUGGCAUUGGGGGCGGGGCCUGGGGACAAGAUGGCUGCCGCGCGCCCGGAGUCGCCGAGUCUGAGCUCAGCGGGCCCGGAGCCGCGAUCCCCGGAACCUCCGGACCUGGUCCUGGUGCCUGAUGAUGGCCGCCCGGCCACCCCCCCGAGCGACCUCGUCGAGAUCCAGGUGGUGAAGGUGACCGACACCACGCUGGUACCUGAGCCCCCAGAGCCAGGUUCUCUCCACUGUGCCUUGUGCCCAGCUGUCUUCCGGCUGGUCUCCGAGCUGCUGUUCCACGAACAUGGCCACUUGGCGGGAGCUGAGGGCGGCGGGCAGGGUGGGGACCCGAGCCGGUGUCACGUCUGUGGCCGCAGCUGUCCAGGGCCCGCCAGCCUCCGUGCCCACUACAGCCUGCACACGGGAGAGCGGCCCUACCGCUGCCCGCUCUGCCCCCGGGCCUUCAAGGCCCUGGCGCCUCUGCUGCGGCACCAGCACCGACACGGGGUGGAGCCGGGGACCUCGCAACGGCCUCCAGAGGCGGCGGCGGCUCGGGAACAGCGGCCCGGCCUGGCGCAGGAGAGGUCGGAGGUGGUGAUGGCCGCGGCGGCGGCAGGCGCGGCGGUGGGGAAGCCUUUCGCCUGCAGGUUCUGCGCCAAGCCCUUCCGCCGCUCCUCAGACAUGCGCGACCACGAGCGGGUGCACACGGGCGAGCGGCCCUACCACUGCGGCGUGUGCGGCAAGGGCUUCACCCAGUCCUCGGUGCUGAGCGGCCACGCGCGCAUCCACACCGGCGAGCGGCCCUUCCGCUGCACCCUCUGUGAUCGCACCUUCAACAACUCCUCCAACUUCCGCAAGCACCAGCGCACCCACUUCCACGGGCCGGGGCCUGGGCUGGGAGACUCUGGAAGCCAGCCGGCAUCGGGGGCCGAGGGGCCGGGGCGUGGGUGGGGGGCAGGAAACACUCUGGAAGAGGGGCGCGGGGAGACGGCCCAAGUGAAGGUGGAGGUCGACCAGUAGUCUGGGAGAGCAGGCCCGUGGGAAGUGGGUGGCAGGCGCAGGGGAAUGGGUGGGUGGGAGGGAAAAGGAGGCAGUGGUCGGAGAGAGAGGACGUGAGAGCUAAGGGAGAUGGCAGUGAGCGGCCCGUGUGGGCGAGCAGGGGCAGAACCAGGUUCUGGAGGCUCACCACACAGUGCCCCUGUGGGAUUCAGAGAAAGGCACCGACACAGCCCUAUGGAUGCCCAGCUAAAUGCCAGGAACACGGGCCGGAUUUCAUUCCCCUGUUUGCUGCCCUGCUUGCCUGUCUCUGUGGAAGACCCAGCUUAUCGCAGCAGAGCCUGGGCCCUGCAGACAGGGGACCAGGGUUGAGUGGAAGGGGCAGAACCCUGGACUAUCUUGGGGCCCAGGGUGGACCAGGAUGGAACCUUGCCUACCUCAAUGGAUUGCACUGAACCUAGGAUGCCCACCCAUCCUCAGGCAGAAGACACACAGCGGGAUCCUAUCACUUCAAAGCCAGAGGGUCAUAGCCAGCCGAGAGCACCUGAGUCUCAAGGAUGUAAGCCUAACCCUAAGGAUUUUGACUCCACGAGCCGCCACCCCUGUUCCUGUGAUGGUCCCUCCCUAAGCCACCUAGACUUCUCUUCCCAAGCAGCUGAAAACCACAUUCCCCUCCUAAAGCUUUAGGCUCAGAGCCCAUGGUCCCCCAAGUUUACAAAGGAGCCUCAAGGUUCUCUCAUUUCCUCCACUCGCGCUUUGAACCAAACAUCUUCUCGCCUGGCCCCAGGCGAUCCCAAGGCAGGGUUGGCAGAUGGCAGCAUGGUGGCCUGGCCUCCUGUGUAUGGCAGGUGUGGGACAAGAACUGGGGGUGGGGGGCAGAGGAGGACCUGGGAGCUGGAGGUGGGAAGCCUCCAGUUCUGUUCCUAUUAAAGGACUUUCUGAAGGGUU